AUGCAUCAGCUCUCUUAUGAUGAGGAGGAUUCGUUUCCAAUUGGGGCAAAAAUUGUUCGUAUGGACUUCUACGUGGAUGAUUUAAUCUCUGGUGGCGAGUCAAUUGAAGAGUGUUCUAAUGAUGGACGCGCCCUCGAAGGAGAGUCUGACUGCGAUAAGGAGAAGCUAAUUCAAUUUCACGACGGAUCAGCUGUUACCAAGGCGCUGGGAUUAGCCUGGGAUCCUUCUUCUGACCAACUUCUGUUCAACUUUUCUCAAUUAUCUGUAAAUCAUCGAGUCACCAAGCGUAUUGCACUUUCAACAAUAGCCAAAUUCUAUGAUCCGCUCGGUUUAAUAACACCGAUUGUCACAAAGGCCAAGAUCUUUUUGCAAUCCCUAUGGAAUGCUAACGUGGAUUGGGAUGACACAUUACCAGAGCCUAUUCUUUCGUCAUGGGGGGAGUUGACCUCUCAGUUAUCGAUCGUCCAAAACUUGAAAUUUUCACGAUUCGUAAUGCAACCUCAGUCUUCCAUCCAGUUGCAUGGAUUCUGCGAUGCUAGCAUAGCGGCUUAUGGAGCGUGUUUAUACUUGCGGUCGGAGGCCAAUGGAGAAGCAAAGGUCCACUUGCUCUGCGCCAAGUCGAGAGUGUCCCCUUUAAAGGCUUUGACAAUUCCAAGAUUGGAGUUGUCGGCAGCGCUUUUAUUGGCGGAGCUUAUCGUAAGCGUCAAGGAAACCAUCGAUUUCGAAUGCGACUUUUAUUGCUGGUCCGACUCGUCUAUCGUACUGGCGUGGAUUCGGCAGCCUCCGAGGGAUUUUAACGUAUUUGUAUCCAACAGAAUCGCGAAAAUUCAGGAGAUGACAAAAGGCAUGACUUGGCACCAUGUUCCAACAAGCUUAAAUCCGGCGGAUGUCGUAUCGCGAGGCUGUACCCCGAGAGAAUUGCUGGAGCACUCCCUGUGGGCUAACGGGCCUCCAUUCCUGCUGCAAAGCUCGUCAAAAUGGCCCUCUCUUCCAAAUGCAGUUAAGGAUCUUCCAGAACGUCGUUCCGCAGCGCUAGUUGGAACUGUUUGCACUGACAUUUCGAUCAACUGCAAAUUCCUUAACCCUUUUCAUAAGUUGCAGCGUGUAUUUGCGUACAUUUAUCGGUUCAUUUCGAAUUGCAGAGCAAAAUCUUCACCUUCAAGGAACCGUAUUACCGUUGAGGAGCUCAAUUCGGGGACCGUACUUCUUCUGAGGAGCAUCCAACAGGUUCACUUAGCCAAGGAGUAUGGAUGUCUUAGCCAGGGCAGGCCGUGUCCACAGAAGAGCAAGCUGAUUUCGCUGAGACCAAUAAUCGGCUCCGAUGGAUUACUUCGCGUUGGUGGAAGACUUCAGAAUGCAAAUCUGGACUACGAUACUCAGCAUCCGAUAUUGUUACCCAAGGAUCAUCCAGUUACAAAGGCAAUCAUCGUAUAUUUUCAUAUAAAAUACUUGCACGCAGGAUCGCAAGCGUUACUUGCCACAUUAAGGCAAAGGUAUUGGCCAAUUGGAGGACGAAAGUUCGUGGCUACCGUCAUCAACAAAUGCGUCAGAUGUUUUCGGAUGAAGCCUGUCACUUGGGAGCACGUUAUGGGCAGCCUGCCAGCCAAUCGAGUUCAGCCUAACCCAGCAUUUCAUACCACGGGAGUAGAUUAUUGUGGACCAUUUUAUCAUAAGGCAGAGGCCCGCAACAAGGCGCCUCACAAGUGUUACAUAGCCGUCUUUGUCUGCUUCUCUACGAAGGCCACGCAUUUGGAAGUCGUCCAGGAUCUCACAACGGAUUCUUUCAUCGCAGCGUUGAGAAGAUUCACCAGCCUGAGAGGCACUCCGCGCACUAUUUGGAGUGACAAUGCGACGAAUUUUGUCGGCGCUAAGAGCGAGCUAACCGAGCUGAAGAAUCUAUUUCUGAGCGAACCCCACACGGCUGCGAUAGCUUCCUCUUGCUUAGCUGAUGGGAUUGAUUGGAAGUUCAUACCUCCGCGUGCCCCACAUUUCGGUGGUUUAUUGGAGGCGGCUGUUAAAUCGGCCAAAUUUCAUUUUUAUAGAGUCGUCGGUGCUUCCAUCUUGGGCCUCGAUGAAUUGAGAACUCUCGCUUAUGAGAUUUCUGCCAUUCUUAACUCCCGUCCACUCUGUCCAAUUUCAGAAAACGCUGAAAGUCUUGACGUGUUAACGCCGGCCCAUUUCCUGAAAGGCUCCAGCUACACAAGGUUUCCUGAGCCUGAUAUCACGCAUCUCCGAGAAGGCCGCCUCAGCAGAUGGCAAAGGGUGACACAGAUGCAGCAGCAAUUCUGGAAGCGGUGGAGCAGCGAGUACUUAUCCUUGCUCCAAGAAAGGAGUAAGUGGCGCGUCGAAACAUCCAACAUCAAGGUCGGAAGCAUCGUGUUGCUGAAGGAGGACAAACUUCCACUCUUGAAAUGGCAGCUGGGGUGCAUCCAAGGAGUCGUUCCAGGCGAGGACGGUGUCGUCAGAGUAGCUAUGGUCCGUACAGCUACGGGUCUAGUCAAGAGAGCCGUCGCCAAGUUAGCCGUUCUGCCCAUCGAUUCCCAUUUAGUUGGAGCCCUACUUCCUCCAACGGGGGGAGACAUAAAAAGAAAUCAGAAAAGGAGCUACGGGAUCAACUGGCAAAACAGGAACAAGAGGCUAAAAUUUCAACAGGAACAAUUGGAUCUCGAGCAGCAAUUAUACUUGGCCCAAUUGGUCUCCGAUGCAGGCAGCCAAAUAUAUGACAACAAUCUGGAACAAUAUGACGACGACAACAAAGAUGUCCGUACGCGUGAGUGGGUCAAUGGAGCUCAACCACCAGCUUCCGAUGAUUUCAAAGACUUAAAUGAUUUAACUCCAGCCCAUUUGCUAAUUGGAACUGAGUUAACAUCGUCACCUCAGGCGUUGCUGCAUAACUCAUCGGAUCCUCCAGAAAAGGAAAUGCGGUAUCUGGACAGGUGGCAACGGGUGACCUACCUCAAACAAGAGAUUUGGUCACUUUGGCAUCGGUACUAUGUUCACAACCUUCAACAACGCACCCAGGCUGUCGGACAACUAGUCACCGUCCACGAGAACAAUAUCCAAGCGCAACAUUGCCUGUUAGCAAGAGUUGUGUCCGUAACUGAAGGACACGAUGGAAAGGUUCGCGAUGCCGAAAUCAAGACAGUCAAAGGACUUUUUAAGAGACCUGUUCAUAAGCUGGCGCGUCUUCCAGAAUAA
Drosophila rhopaloa is the source of this 3198-nucleotide messenger RNA. RefSeq lists its product as uncharacterized. NCBI's taxonomy places the organism in Eukaryota, Metazoa, Arthropoda, Insecta, Diptera, Drosophilidae. Gene Ontology annotation, molecular function: nucleic acid binding. The record is from RefSeq and is a predicted model, not a curated record. The coding region runs from base 1 to 3198 and encodes 1065 amino acids. Gene Ontology annotation, biological process: DNA integration. The transcript has 4 exons.